Messenger RNA from Naegleria gruberi, 1611 nucleotides. RefSeq lists its product as uncharacterized. Gene Ontology annotation, cellular component: membrane. The coding region runs from base 1 to 1611 and encodes 536 amino acids. Lineage: Eukaryota; Heterolobosea; Eutetramitea; Acrasida; Naegleriidae. The transcript has a single exon. The record is from RefSeq and is a predicted model, not a curated record.
AUGAGUCAACACCAACAACUAACAGAAAAUUCAUCAUCGUCAUCACCCACCUCCAAACCUUCAUCAUCAACAACACAACAAGAGGAUGAUGAUCAAAUGGUUAAAGCACCACACGUUUCGGAAGAUGAUCAUCAUGCUGUAAAUAAUCAAGUAAUAAUGCAAGAAGAACAAGAACCUCAUAUAGUAGAACCAAUAACUUCAUCAUCAACAAACAACCAUCAUACACAACCAAUUUACUCCAUUAAUGAUGGAGAGGAAAUUGGAGAGAAGAAGGAAAUUAACACAGACAUGGACAUUACCACCCAACAACAAUAUAACAAACAAUCUCUUGUUAGUGGAGGUGUGGGGAAUGAUCAAACUCCGGAAUCGUCAUCGGAAGGAAUUUUAAUUAAACCAAGUCAUGGAAGUUUUCUAUCAUUUGAACAAUUGGUAGAAGAGGAAGCAAAUGCUCUACUUUAUGAUGAUAAUACUUUGGAAGAAAUGGAAUCAGAUAAUGUUAAUAACAAUGAGGAAAAGAAGAGUCCACAAACACCAAAUAGCAGUCUUGUAAAUAUGAUGGAUUUCUCUACAAUUUUAAGUAAUUCAGAGAAACUCCUCUCUACAAGGAAGGACGAUGAGGAAGAAGAAGAAGAAGAGGAGGAAGAACCAAUUUCAACAAAACCAAUUCCACUCCAAUCUAAAAUUAUUCACACAAAGAGUGAGGGAAAUUUGGAUACAUUUAUUACGAGAAGAAACAGAACUGAAACUUAUCCUUCAACUCCAACCUUGUUAAAACAGAGAAUAAUGCAAAAGUACAAACAGCAAAUUCAACAACAAUCAAGUUUUGCAACUGAUACGGAUACAGAUGAUGAUAUGUUACUGACAAGUAUGUCUCAAAAUAGAUACUUUAGGUUGUUUUCUUUAAUGAUUGCUAAAUUUUUCAGAAUUCAAUCAAGAGUAAUUGCACCUAAUGGUAGUAGCCCUCAAAGUAUUGAAGCAAUAAGGAAACAAGAAAAAGCAAACAGAACUAUACAAAGAGAUAUGUUAACUAUGUUUAUUAGUGGAUUUUCAAUGUUUGGAAUUUUUGCAAUUAUUUGGUAUAAUAUUUACUUUAAUACAGAUGUAUUGAAAAAUAUAUUGGAAGGACGAGAUAAUUUGACUGAAAGAUUUUACUUUACAAUGAAAUGUAUAUUUGUUAGCUCUUGGAUAUUUCCACUUGUAUUUGUGGCCAUUGUUAGGAAUAGACUUUUUGAAGAAGCGAGUAAUCCACUACUAACUAAUUUAAUUAAUAAGGAACAUCAAUUAAGGAUAACUAUUCAUCAAAGAGUGUUACAAAAUUCAAUUGAGCAGUUUAUAAUGCAUUCAAUGGGCUGUCUCAUACUUGGUUAUUAUGUUUCGAGAGAAAAUCUUAGAAUUAUUGUAUUUGCUUCUAUAACCUUUCUACUUUGUAGGAUUUUCUUUUGGAUUGGAUAUACUAUUCACCAUUCUCUUCGAACUUUGGGAAUGUUGACAAAUGCUUGUACAACUAUUGCAAUGUUGUGUUUUUCAACUUAUUACAUUACUACACAAGAUAUUCUGCCGUUCAUUAUUAAUGAUAUUAUUUUACCAAUAUUUGUUAUUUUCUCAGCCUAA